Molecule: messenger RNA, 689 nt
Organism: Chrysemys picta bellii (western painted turtle)
Lineage: Eukaryota; Metazoa; Chordata; Testudines; Emydidae
Source: RefSeq, a predicted model, not a curated record
AUUAAACAUUUUAUUUUACUGUUAAGGUGUCAUGGAAAAACUUGGUCUUGGUCCAAAGGUCCUUCUACAGGAAAAUCCAAAACUUAUCUAUGCUAGACUUACUGGAUUUGGCCAGUCAGGAAGAUAUGCAAAGUCUGCAGGUCAUGACAUCAAUUAUUUGGCUUUGUCAGGUGUGCUGUCGAAACUUGGUAGAAAAGAUGAAAAUCCUUAUGCACCAGUAAAUCUUCUGGCUGAUUUUGCUGGUGGAGGUGUCAUGUGUGCAAUGGGUAUAAUUAUGGCCCUCUAUGAACGUACAAAAUCUGGCAAAGGGCAGGUCGUUGAUGCAAGUAUGGUAGAAGGAGCAGCAUAUCUAAGUUCUUUCCUGUGGAAAUCACAAAAUUUAGGCCUUUGGAAUAGACUUCGGGGGGAGAACUUGCUGGACAGCGGAGCACCUUUUUAUGAGACCUACAAGACCCUAGAUGGGAAAUUCAUGGCAGUUGGUGCCAUUGAGCCCCAAUUCUAUGAGCAGCUAGUAAAGGGUAAGUAACUUUCAGCAGUUGGUUCAUACAUGUGCCUUUCCUCAGCCAAGAGUGGUUGAAUGAAAUGAAGUCAUUAUCAUUUGAUAUUUGUUCCAUGAAAUCCAUUAUGUUUGUUUUUUUGUACAGGCAAGAGACCUUUUGAAACCAGUUUCAAUAAACUAUUUUUUGUAA